This is a messenger RNA of Vairimorpha ceranae, 2001 nucleotides long. RefSeq names its product ser thr protein kinase. Lineage: Eukaryota; Fungi; Microsporidia; Nosematidae. The coding region runs from base 1 to 2001 and encodes 666 amino acids. The transcript has a single exon. The record is from RefSeq and is a predicted model, not a curated record. Gene Ontology annotation, molecular function: ATP binding; protein serine/threonine kinase activity. Gene Ontology annotation, cellular component: cytoplasm. Gene Ontology annotation, biological process: intracellular signal transduction; protein phosphorylation.
AUGAAUGAGAAAAAUAUUGAAGAAAUUAAAAAUAUUCCAUUUGACAAUAUGGUUCUUGAUGCAGAAGAAGUUAUUGCAAGAAGUGAAAAAGGACUUCCAGUUUAUACUGAACAACCUGUUCAAGUGUCUUCUGAUGAAUUAAGAGGUACAAGUCGAUACAAAAAAUUGGGAAUUUUGUUAGGCGAAGGAGGAUUUAAAAAAGUGUACAAAGCUGUUGACCAAAUAGAAGGCAAAGAAGUUGCAUGGAACGAAGUUAAAAUUUCACAGAAUGAAUACGAAAACAAAGAAAAUAAUAAUUUUAGCAAAGAAAUUUUAUUGCUUAAAAAAAUUAAGCAUCCUUCAAUUUUAGCGAUUUUAGACUAUUGGUUUUCAAAAGACAAUUUUAUUUUCAUUACUGAGAUUAUGUCUGGAGGGACACUAAGAGAAUAUAUUGGGAAAAUAGGAGAAGUAAAUAUUAAAAUUAUUAAGAAAUGGGCUAAACAGAUUUUAGAAGGGUUAAAUUAUUUACAUUCACAAAAUCCACCAGUGAUACACAGAGAUAUUAAAUGUGAGAAUAUUUUUGUUGAUUCUUCGAAUGGAGAAGUAAAGAUUGGUGAUCUUGGUGUUGCGAAAGAAAGACGACUUAAGAGAUACACUGUGGUAGGUACACCACAAUUUAUGGCUAGAGAAAUGUUUGAAGGUGAUGGAUACAAUGAAAAAGUAGAUAUUUAUGCAUUUGGAAUGUGUCUUAUAGAAAUGGCUACAGGAGGAUAUCCUUACAAGGAAUGUGAUGAUUCUACAGAUGUUUACAGAUAUAUUUUACAAGGUGUUCCUCCCGCAGCACUUUACAAUAUUAAGGAUCCUUGUUUAAAAAAUCUUAUUUUAAGAUGUCUUGUACUGGAAAAAGACAGACUGGAUGCCCGCACUGCCUUGUGUCAUCAUUUUCUUGAUUUAAGUUUUGAAUGUUCAGGAGAUUGCAUACCCAAAGAAUCAAUUUUGGUAAAACCGCUUACUGAACCUGGCAAUGAUAUGGAAAUUUCAUUGUUAGGUUAUGAAGGAGACGUAAUAACUUUUCAGCUCUUUUUUAUGUGUGAGGCUAAAUUUAUUAAAUUCGAUUAUAAUAUAAAAGAAGACACUGUUAAAAAUUUGGCACGUGAAAUGUUAGAAGAAAAUGUGGUAGAUUACACUAAAAAAGAUGUUUUAUUAAAUAUGCUUACUCGUGGAGUAGAGCGUGCCAUACAGCGAAAAGAAAAUGAAUCUAAAGAAGUCGAAUUUCAAAUGCAAAUGAAUGUGAAUUCUGUAGAAUUGGAACUUAGUAAUUUAAAGGUCAUUGAUGAAGAAUCUUCACUUAUUGAAGAUUCUUUAAAAAUGCCUUGCAAUAUUAAAGAUUCUGUAGAUGUUACGAAUAAAUUGAUUUCUUCCGAUCUCCUUGUUGACGAGGUCAUUGCAGCUAAAGAAACGCCCUCUUCACAAAAUGUUUCAACUGCUGAGGAAUUGACAUGUAAAACUAUGGUUUAUCCAAACAAGAAAUAUGAAGUAAAUGUUUUUAUUGAAGAAUUUGCAAGUGAUGUGGCUGAAAUUACUCGUAGAUCGCAAGAGUCUGCAAAUAAUUGGAUAAAGAUUCUUAGAAGUAAUGAUAUUUUUAAUACCACUGAUCUUAAAGUUUUGGUAGAUGAAGAUUGGGAUAAGUUAGGACUUUCUGUUUUUAUUACUAGAGCUAUGAAGAAUAUGUUGUACGGACUUGAUCAACAUCCUCUUAAAGAGAAGCAUUUACCUGACAAUGCUAACAUUAAACUUUACGAUGCGGAUGUUACGAUUUGUGACUUUUUAAAAGAAAUUACUGAAAUGUGUAAUAAAAAGGAAUGUUUGUCUGUUUGGGAGAAUAAAUUAUUAGCACAAGAUAUUCGGACUGUCGAAGAACUUAAAUCUCUUCAUCAAGAAGAUUGGGACAGACUAGGAUUAUCAAUAUUUUCUUAUAGAGUGAUGAAGAAUAUAAUAUUUAGAAAAGGGAAAAUAAUGUAA